This is a messenger RNA of Cinara cedri, 7620 nucleotides long. The record is from the annotation of a GenBank genome assembly. Lineage: Eukaryota; Metazoa; Arthropoda; Insecta; Hemiptera; Aphididae.
CAUUAAUUUGUCGUUAACGCGCGCGCGUACCUGCGUAUCGGUUUUUUUGUCUGUUUGCGGCGAAAUCUCGUUAAACGGCGCGAUAAUGGCCCGUUGUGCCACCGGAAUCCGAGCCGUUCGACGAAAUAAUAGCCGGUCGUCGUAGAGCGGGCCGAGAACCGCUGACCUUACACUAAUACACCGGUACAUUACGCCGAACGAAAUAUAAUCUUCAAAUAACAAUAAUGAACCCGCGUGCACAUAAAUAUUGCUCUGCGGCCGGCACAAUACCCGUACCGUCGCCGACAACUUUACGUAGCCGCGUUGCGGAGGUCAUACCCUUGCGUCCGGACGGCGACGACGGCGACUAGGCCCGACACCGGUCGGCCAGCGUUGCGUUGUUUCGACCUUCGCGCCGCCAGUAUUCCGGGCAGGACCUUGAUCCGUUUCGUUCGCUCGCGCGCUCCCCGCGUUAUGCCACCGCACCGAUAAUAUCACCUCUGCGGGGCACUAACGUGAGAACGCCGCCGUCACCCGGGCCAUUCGCACAGUGAACGCGCUCCAGUCACGACUCACGUCACUCUCGCAACGACACGCGUACGGACAGACACACACACACGCACACACACACCAUGAGCGGAAAGUGAGUACCUACCCAGUCGGGGCCCCGCCGAUUUGGAAAAUGUCGGGGCGGUGAUUUUCGCGGGACCUCGGUAACCGUCCGUUUUUGUUAUAUUUAUUUUUCUCGGCUUUAUCAUAUUUCCCGAUACACACCGAACGCAGAUAAUUGGGUAGAUUACUGUACGAUUAUUAUUCACAGUUCGUUUAUUUUGUCUGAUUCGUGUUUUCCCAAAUGGCCGUGCGCAUAACGUAGGCCCUAUUUAGCCACGGCGGCGAAUAGACGCGGGGCCUCUGGAAGCGCCGGGGAUCCGCGCGCCUUAAAGUCGGCCCCGUGACUAUUAUGCCCGUUGCAUUCGAGCUGCCACAGUAAUAUUGUUGUUCGUAAAUCGUAAUGCCCCAUGUCCGAGGCGUUCUUAUCAGCCAUCGGGUGAUGCACGUGCCCGUGCUGCUGUGCGUCUGAUAAAUCGCACCGUUAUUAUAUAAUUUUGUUGUCGUACCGUAUUAUUGUUAUUGUAAAUGAUAAUAUUACAAUGACAUUUCGCGUAACCAAACUGAUCGCCGACAUGUCUCGCAGAUCAGACAUCGGACUCAUCGGCCUGGCCGUCAUGGGCCAAAAUCUGAUCUUGAACAUGAACGAUCACGGUUUCGUCGUCACCGCCUACAAUAGGACCGUCCAGAAGGUAGACGAGUUCCUGAGCAAAGGCGCCAAAGGCACAAACAUCGUCGGCGCUCAUUCUCUCGAGGAGCUGGUAGACUCUUUGAAAAAACCCCGCCGCGUCAUGAUGCUCGUCAAAGGUAAAUUCCGUAUUACAGAAAAUCAUAAAAUUGUUGUCCCCACCGUGUUUUCCUGAUGCUAAUUAUUGAUAUCUUUGACCUUUGUUCAUAAUCUAUUUUUUUUUAAUGGAUUUUAUGUCAGGGGAACACAUUGUAUAGAGACUAAUUACAAUUAUUGUAUCUAUUCAUAUAAAGAAAAAAAAAAAAAAACUAUUUUGUUUAUUUUCAAAAUAGUUAUUUUAUAAUAGAUACUCUAAAAAUUUCAAUGCAUCAUACAUGUAUAUAAUAUAUUUAUAUAUAUACAUACUAAAUUUAUGAAUAGUUUCUUAGUAAUAUAGCUGCUUAUACUUUUAUGAUAUAUUUUAACUUGAAACACAAUCAUUAUUAUUUUCAAUAUGCGUGUAAUUGAGUGUGUAUGUGUUUCCGACUAAAUUGAGUGUUUUUAAAAACAAUUUUAUCAUAAGUGUCUAAUUACUGGGUGUCAAACAAAGACAUACAUACAUUUGGCAAUUUUUUAAUGUGUGUAGUCAUUCAAAUGAUAACAAUUCAUCUGUUGAACUUGAUUAUUGUCAAGAAUUAUUUUAGUUUGAAAAAAUUAUCACUCGUUUGUGGUGGUUAUUACAAUUUUAUAUUUAAAAUCUACUUACACAGUAAAAAUAAUAAUAAUUAUAAUAAAAAAAUUAAUUUUACAGUGUUUCAGUCAUUUACUAUGAGAUAGACUUUUGUAUUGUUCAUUUGUUUUCAGCCCAUCUCUGAUUUUUUUAAAUCUUUGUUUCUGCGGUAAGAUAAUUGCUAUGAAUCCGAGACCAUUCGGUUUGGUCAACAUGAUAUUCGGUGUUUCUGCCAGUUUGCUGUUCAUUUCCACCAACUUACCUGGAAUCGGUGACAGUAUUUUGUACUCUUCUCCGUCAGUACAAUGGACUUUGCACAGAGUGGACCCCUCUUGUACAAUUUGAGCUCCUCGUUUUCCUUUACCUGUCAUUAUGUUACUCAAUCGAUCGGUGUUCCCCGAUACUUGAAAAUCUAUUUUGUCAAUAGUUUUUCCGAUCAACUCGUGUGUAGGUGCCAGUGACAAAAUACACAGAUUAUUGGAAUGGAUGAGUACGCUGUAGUCUUGAUUAGGUUUGUUGUUGACGUUUGUGGCAUACCUAGAAUCAUAGUAACGUUGAAUGACCGAUGGUGGAGUGUGUUUAGGUAUCUCGACACUUUGUUCUAUCGAUGCAUAUUGGGCGGCGUCCGAUUCAAGUUCACACAACUGAUGCAUUCUAUUACGGUGUAUAGGAUAUAAAAACAAAAAUUAAAUUUUACGUUUUAAUUGGAUAAAAUAUAAUACAAACCGUUCAGGUUGAAUUAUUUGAUAAAAAUGAACAGAUAAAUAAGUUUAAAUUUUCGUGCACAAAAACGUGUUCCUGAUAAAGUGUUAUCUAAACGCAGUUUACAAAAACAAUGGUACCAAUCUAAGUGGCGUGAUACACAUUGUCACCAACUGAUAACAUUUAAAAUAUUAUUUAUUGCCUCAUUUUUUUUUUAAAAAAUUGCAUUUUUUUUUACUUUUUGAUAAAACAGAUUUAAUUAGUGGAAUAUAUGUUUUUUUCAAUGUGAAAUUCUUCAAAAAGAAAUAGUACCUACCCUUAUUUUAAAAAGUUUAAUCCUCCAGUUUAAAGUCUCUUGAUAAUUUCAAAAAUUGUUGAGAUAUAUUAUAACCAUAUUAUUAUCUUCAAAAGAUGUUUAUUCAAUUAUUUGUUUGUAUAUUUUGUGUUAAACACUAAAUAUAUUAAACUUAAAUUGUGUAGAUAUCAAGAUAUUUUUUACUUAGUAUCAUAAUUAUUUUAAUAAAUUAAAUAUUGUGAUUUGUGAUAUUUAUACUCUUAAUAUUAUUUAAAAUUUAGCAUAAAUUUAAAACAUUCAAAAUAAUGUUUUAAAAAAAAAAAAAAAAAUGUAAUUUGAUACAGUUAUUGAAAUUUUUUAGCUGGAAGUGCUGUUGAUGACUUUAUCACCCAACUCGAACCUUUGUUGGAGGAAGGUGAUAUUAUUAUUGAUGGUGGUAACUCUGAAUACCAAGAUACCCAACGCCGGACUAAAUCACUUGCCCAAAAAGGCUUGUUGUUUGUCGGUUCAGGUGUAUCUGGAGGUGAAGAAGGAGCAAGAUAUGGUCCAUCAUUGAUGCCCGGAGGAAAUCCAAAAGCAUGGCCAUUUAUUAAGAACAUUUUCCAAGUAAGUACUUUUCAAAUUAACAUUUUUGUAUUUGACCCCAACUCAGGUUUAUGCAGUCUAGUAUAUAGUAUGGUACCUAAAAACUUUAAAGUAUUUAAAUCUUUCAAUAAUUUUAAUAAAUUUGGUAUCUAUUGCAGUCUAUUGGUUCCUGAAAAUUUGGUCAUAGUCAUUUUAUAUUAUCUAUAUAAAUCUAUUUACGCAAAACAAAUUAGUUAUAGUUAUAAUUGUACAGCUAUGCAAUAUAAAAUAAUGUUUUACCUUUAUUUAUAUUAUUGUAUAUAUAAAAAAAACACCUAUAUUUGAAUGGUACAAGACAUUAAGACAUGAUUUCUAACAUGUUUCAAGUUUCAAUAAUGUUGAAUUUUGAAAUCUGAGCAAAAAGAAUCUUUAAAAAAAGAAUUUCCUAGAAAAUUUCGGGUAAGGGUUAUUUUACUUAAAGAAGUAUACAAAAAUGUGGUUUAUCUAUGAAAUGUAGGUAAAAUCCUAAAUUUUUUUUUAAUAUUUGCAAAUUAUAUGUUUUAUCUUUGGUUCCAAAAGAUUAUGUUGUGAGUUAGUUUAAAAAGCUCAGUGUUAUUCCAUUUUAUCAUAAAAUUAAACAAACUUUAUUCUGAAAUGUAAUAAAGUUUUUCAAAAGAAAUAUUGAAAAAGAAGUCUGAUUGGAAAAUAAUUAAAAAAGUCUCAAGAUUUUUUGAAAUUUCCGGGAACUGUUUCAAGUUAUAGCAAUAUAUAAUUUGUUUGAAACCAAAUAAUUCUGUUGUAGGAUGACAUUAUAAUGGUUUUAAUUAAAUGUUAAUUUUUUUUUUUUUAUCCAAAUAUUUAACAUUUUACAACAUUGAAAUGGUACAAAAAGAGGAAAACUAAAUUUAUUAAAAAAUUGUUAAAAUCUUGACAGGGCCACAAUCUCAAAAUAAACAAAAUAGUACAGAAAGAAAGAAUAGGUACACAAAUUUACAUUAAGCCUGGUUCUGAUAAUGUCCUGUAAAGUGUUCAUUAAUAAUAAUUGUGAGUUAACCAACAGAAGUUUAUCAGUUUUUGGCAAAUUUAACUGCCGGUUAUCUCUAACCGGACAUUGCAAGAACAGGCUUAAGUUUCAUUGACUAUAAUUUGACAUAAUAAUAAUAGUUAUCUGAUAUUGCUCAUAAAAUCAUAACAAUCAUUACUUUAUUUAUCAAUUAGUUUGUAAAUAAUAAUAUUUAUAAAUUUUAACUUGUAUUAUUAGCAUUGUAAUUAUUAUUGUAUUGUAAUGAAUUUUUAUCUGUAAUUAAUUUAAUAUAAUUAAAUAAAUAUUUAGAUUGCAGCCAUCAACUUCUUAUGAUUAUUUUAUUUAUGACUAAUAAUAUAUACUCAAUUACAAAUAAAAUUUAACUCAUGAUCAAUGUAUAUUUGUGACCAAUUUGAUACUUAACGUAUAAUGCACAUCCAAAAAAUGUAUACUAAUCAUUUUUUUAUAUUUUAACGUUAUGUUAAACUGUUUCUGAUUAGUGUGAAAGUACAAUUUACAACUAUUUAUUUUAGCACAUAAAUUUACUUAAACCGAUGACUGAAGGGAUGUUUUAUUUAUUGUUAAUUUUUAAUUUAUCAAUUUUAUUAAAAGUUUAUUGUGUGGUGAAAUCUUUGUUCAUUAAUCUAAAAUGAUUUUCUAUUUACAUCUUGUUCUUUUUCCUCAUUUUGUAUGGUUCUUGGUACCUUCUUAAAAUGUGUUGUUUCGAUGGACCCCCAUUCCAUUUUUACCACUUAGUUUAAUUAGUUAUAAACUUCAAUUUCUAAUACAAUUAUUUUAGUUUUAAAUUAUAAAAUAUUUUAUUGUAUAGUGUGUACUAUAUAAUUAAUGUUUUCUGAUAGGCUUAGUUUGUGUUUAUUUAUAAAUAAAUAAAUAUAUUAAUAUUUUCCAGUAGCUUAAGACUUUAAUCGUUUGAAGGUUAGAGAAGUUGUUCUUAUUCUUUGUUAAAUCUGGCCUUGUUAUUGUUCAGUUUAAAUAAAAAAAAAAAAAGGCAAUAAAAAUUAAUGUUAAAAUUUUUAGUCAUGCUAUAUCAUAAUUCAUUUUAUUAAUAAUAAUUAUAUUAUAGUACUAACUAUUAGAUUAGGUACAGGGUUACUCUUGGAUGUGUCAUUUUAUUAUUAUAUCUUAUACAAUGCCUAAGGCAAUUAUUUAUGUAAUUGAUAUAAUAAUAGAACUACUUUCACUUGGAUUCUUAUAUUAUUGUAAAUAAUUCUUAGAUUAUAAAUGUAUAAUUUAUAAAAUUAAUUUUCAGAGCAUUGCUGCUAAAGUCGAUGGUGAAUCUUGCUGUGAUUGGGUCGGUGAAGAUGGUGCUGGUCAUUUUGUUAAAAUGGUUCACAACGGUAUUGAGUACGGAGACAUGCAACUUAUCUGUGAAGCAUACCAUUUGAUGAAAUCUGCUUUAAACUUGAACAACAAAGAGAUGAGUUUAUCUUUUGAGGAAUGGAACAAGGGUGAAUUGGAUUCUUUUUUGAUUGAGAUUACUAGAAACAUAUUGCAGUAUAAAGACGACCAAGACGAAUAUUUAGUGGAAAAAAUUCGCGAUUCAGCUGGCCAAAAAGGUACAGGAAAGUGGACUGCUAUUUCUGCAUUGGAUUAUGGUGUACCUGUUACGCUUAUUGGAGAAUCUGUGUUCGCUCGGUGCUUGUCAUCUUUAAUUAACGAGAGGGGGGAAGCUAGUAAAGUACUUCAAGGACCAACAGAAAAGUUCAGUGGAGAUAAACAAUCUUUCCUUAAAGAUAUUGGAAAGGUAAUUUGAUAAUAUAAAAAUUACUUAUUAGAUAAGUAACCAAUAUUUAGUAGUUAAAAAAUAUUAAUUUAUUGUAUUUUUUGUCAGGCAUUGUACGCAUCAAAAAUUGUGUCAUAUGCUCAAGGGUUCAUGUUGAUGCGUGAAGCUGCUAAAUUACAUGGAUGGAACUUGAAUUACGGAGGAAUCGCACUUAUGUGGCGCGGAGGAUGUAUUAUUAGAAGGUAGUGAUGUGUUUUUUAUUUUUAUAUACUAUUGAUAUUAUAAUAUCUAUAAUAAAUAAUAUAGACAUAUUGAUAUAGUAUCUAUAUUAGAUAAUAUAAUAUUACUGUACAAUAACACAGAAAUGAUAAUAUUUUAGCGCAUUUUUGGGGAAAAUUAAACAAGCGUUUGAACGUGAUGCAAAUUUAAAGAACUUACUGCUCGAUCCAUUCUUUAAAGACGCCGUACAUGACAGUCAAGUUGGUUGGCGUAAAGUGGUAGCCUCUAGUGCUAUGUUAGGAAUACCUACUCCAGCUUUCAGCACAGCCUUGGCGUUUUACGACAGUUAUAGAAGUGCUAGACUUCCAGCCAAUCUAUUACAGGUAAAUUCUUUCUGUAUUUUGUGAUUGGUGUUUUUGUAAAAAAUGUUGAUUUUUGUUUGACUAGGCGCAACGUGACUAUUUUGGUGCUCAUACGUACGAGUUGUUGACUGCGCCUGGAAAAUACGUUCAUACAAACUGGACCGGUACUGGUGGUGAUGUGUCGGCUAGUACUUAUAAAGCUUAAAUGUACAAUUACUGACGAGUUGUAAAUUAUUUAAAUUAUGGGGACCAAACGUGCGGAAUGGAUUUAUAAAAAAUAUAUUAUGAGUAAUUACAUAUUUAUUCAGCAGUAUGUAUUUUUUUAUAUUGUUUAAAAUUCUAUUAAAAUACGAAAAUAUUAAUUAUUUUAAAAGUUAAAUUAUAUAUAAAAAAAAUUUGUUAUAUAUAUUUCUGUUAAUGUGUUGUAAAACAUGGUUAUUGUUUCUUGCCAUUAUGGACAUUUUUUCAUCAUGUUUUUUGUCACUGUUAAAAAUGUAUUGUGUUGUCUUUGAUCAUUUUUGUUAAUGAAAAUAUAAUAGAUUUGUACAAAAAGUGUUGAUUUUUAUUAAAAUAUAUAUUAUAUUUAUACAUAUAUAUAUGAGUUAUGUUAUGUUAUGUUGAGAUGACCCAGACUAUAAAAGUUUUGAAAUUUAAAUUGUGCUUUUUGUUUUCAAAUUGUAAUUUCUUGAAUUACACAACAAUACAAAAAAAUUUAUUCUAACAGC